This is a messenger RNA of Tarenaya hassleriana, 815 nucleotides long. RefSeq names its product MLP-like protein 328. NCBI's taxonomy places the organism in Eukaryota, Viridiplantae, Streptophyta, Magnoliopsida, Brassicales, Cleomaceae. The transcript has 2 exons. The record is from RefSeq and is a predicted model, not a curated record. The coding region runs from base 32 to 505 and encodes 157 amino acids. Gene Ontology annotation, biological process: defense response.
GAUCCAAAGUGACAAAACACUUGAAAGGAAAAUGGCGAGUUCGGGAACUUACGUGGGGGAGGUGUCGUUGAAAGGCUCAGCAGGACAACACUACGGAAGGUGGAGGAAUGAGAACAAUCUCUUCCCCGACGCCAUCGGACACCACAUUCAGGCCGUCAACCUCCACCAUGGCGAAUGGCACUCCCAUGGCUCCAUCAGAACCUGGCACUACACCUGCGAGGGAAAACAAGAGGUGUUAAAGGAGAAGAGAGAGAUAGACGAUGAGAAACAGACUCUGACGGCAAUAGGGCUUGAAGGGAACGCCAUGGAAGAGUUAAAGGUGAUUACUUUCAUCUUGCAGUUUGGCCCUAACCCUAACCCUAACCCUAACCCUAGCCAAGGUUGUGUCUGCAAAAUCACUGUGGCAUGGGAGAAACGCAACGAGAAUGCACCCGAACCCAUCAGAUAUUUCAAGUUAGUCAAGCAAAUGGUCGCGGAAAUGGACGAUCACGUCCUCAUUCCCUAACCAAAAUGCCGUAUAACAUUAAGAGGCCUGUCCGAAUGAGAAGCUGCUUUGAUUCGGAUAUAUAUAUAUAUAUAAAGGCUUCAUGAUGAAGGCAUGUUAAACUACUAUAUAUGGGUUUCAUCAAUGUUAUAUACGAAAUAUAUUGAAUAAACCUAAACCCAUAUAUGAAUAUGUUCCUAUAGUAUUGUUCAUCUUUGCAAUGUCGUCGUAUGUGGAGAAUUGUCGCGUCUCAUAUGGACUGUAUGAUAAUGAUAUGAUAUUAUAUCCGAAGACGAGAGUUUGAAUAAGAGCUUUCUGAAUGUUGUUGUUA